AUGUCUGUUUUCGGCAACGAAGCGCCACAUCAGUCGACAAUUUCCCGUUGGUAUGGAGAAUUCAAACGUGGACGGGUGAGUCUUAGCGACGAUUCCAGGGUGGGUGCACCAAAAACGGCAGUCACCCAACAUGUGACAUAUCGCGAGAUUGAGGCGUCCUUGAAGAUCUUAAAGACCGCAAUUCAAAAAAUUUUACAUGAAGAAUUAGGAGUAAGAAAAUUAGUUUCUCGUUGGAUACCCCACCUGUUGACUGAAGAGCAGAAAGCAGCCAUGGUUAAUUGUGGUGAUGAAUCGUGGAUUUACUGUUAUGAACCAGAAAAUAAACGACAGUCGACUGUUUGGGUGUUCCAAGGUGGAGAAAAGCCAAUAAAAGGCAUCCGUUCUCGAAGUGUUUCGAAAAAUAUGGUUGCGACAUUUGUGUCAAAAGCGGGUCAUAUUGCAACAAUUCAAGUCAUCACCGAGCUUCGAAAAAUCAACUCCGAAAGAAGAAUCAUCCUCCACCAAGACAAUGCAAGCUCGCACACAACCCAAAAAACAAGGCAGUAUUUAACAGAAGAAAACGUGGAAUUAUUGGACCAUCCUCCAUAUAGUCCCGAUCUAACUCCUAACGAUUUCUUUACUUUCCAGAAAAUUAAAAACAGACGGCGUGGUCAAAGGUUCCAGUCAUCAGAAGAAGCAGUUGACGUAUUCAAAAAUGCCGUUUUGGAUCUGCCAGCAAACGAGUGGAAUAAGUGUUUCGAAAAUUGGUUCGAGCGCAUACUUCGCAAAACAAUAAAAUGGGCUAAAGAACAUAGACAAUGGACACCUCAACAAUGGUGUGCAAUACAAUGGAGUGAUGAGGCCCGAUUCGAAACCGACGAGUGA
Acanthoscelides obtectus is the source of this 864-nucleotide messenger RNA. The record is from the annotation of a GenBank genome assembly. NCBI's taxonomy places the organism in Eukaryota, Metazoa, Arthropoda, Insecta, Coleoptera, Chrysomelidae.